Molecule: messenger RNA, 491 nt
Organism: Erigeron canadensis
Lineage: Eukaryota; Viridiplantae; Streptophyta; Magnoliopsida; Asterales; Asteraceae
Exons: 2
Coding region: 76-462 (128 amino acids)
Source: RefSeq, a predicted model, not a curated record
AAAAAAAAAUCAAGCCUUCAUAUUUGACAUCAAAACCAAAUAAUUAGACUUAAUUUCAUCAAUACGUACAACCAAAUGGAGGGAGAAGAUGGUCUAAGAACACGAAGCUUUAGGAAUGAAGACUACAACACUAGAAGGGUAUUCUUGAGAAGUUAUCCCCUUUUCGAUCACGAUGAUAACAAUAAUGACACACAAGCAUCCGCAACCAUAGACAGUGAUAGAUAUUUCAACAGAGGGAUAUCAGGUGAUUUUGUUAAUGGUGAUGAUCCUAAGAAGGAGAAAAAGAAGAUGAAUAUGAAGAAAAAGAAGGAGGCAGUGAAGAGGAUAGUAGUGACAAUUGUGGAAUGGGGAGGGGGAAGAGUUGUGGUUUUAAGAAGGUUCAAACACAAGGUUUCAUUUUAUGUUGUUGCUUGUUUUCCAAUAGUUUUUAAGUCUCCCAAAGCCUUAAUUUCUGCAUCUUAAACUAAAUUUAAAUUCCCCUUUCUUCCAUA